ACAGUUACUAGCUGUCUCGCGGGAAAGCAGAAUCUCCUUGCGAGUUCAUCAGUGUCUAUAGUUCGACCUAGCUCGGGGAAUAAUGAAGAUUUGAUUUGAAGUAUGGUGAUGGGUUACGAAGAAUUUAGGGCUGUAAUGAACUUCGGGGACGGUCACGCGCAGCAGGUGGUGCCUAUAACGGUGUUCGUCGCGGUUCUGUGUCUCUGCUUGAUAGUGGGCCAUUUGCUCGAAGAGAAUCGAUGGGUUAACGAAUCCAUCACCUCCAUUUUAAUCGGAUGCUUGGCUGGAACAAUAAUUUUGUUACUGAGCAAGGGAAAAAGUUCUCACAUCCUGAGAUUUAAUGAGGAGCUGUUCUUCAUCUAUCUCCUCCCACCCAUAAUAUUCAAUGCUGGAUUUCAGGUCAAGAAGAAACAGUUCUUCCAAAAUUUCUUAACCAUUAUGCUGUUUGGAGUGGUUGGUGUUUUCAUCUCUUCACUCAUCAUUACAUCUGGCAGCUGGUGGCUGUUUCCUAUAUUUGGACUUCACGGGCUGAGUGCACGCGACUAUCUUGCUAUUGGAACAAUUUUCUCAUCAACUGAUACAGUGUGUACACUUCAGGUUUUACAUCAAGAUGAGACUCCUUUACUUUACAGCUUAGUAUUUGGGGAAGGAGUGGUGAAUGAUGCGACAUCUGUUGUUCUCUUCAAUGCAGUUCAAAAGCUUGAUAUUACCAGACUUAGUGGCAUGACAGCCUUCUAUAUUCUUGGAGAUUUCCUUUACCUAUUUUCAUCCAGCACAGCCCUUGGAAUCACUGCUGGUCUUUUGACAGCAUAUGCCCUUAAAACCUUGUACUUUGGAAGACAUUCAACUGUUCGUGAAAUUUCUUUAAUGAUUUUAAUGGCGUAUCUGUCCUACAUGUUGGCUGAGCUGUUAGAGUUAAGUGGUAUUCUCACAGUCUUCUUUUGUGGGAUCCUCAUGUCGCACUAUGCAUGGCAUAAUGUGACUGAUAGUUCAAGAAUCACAACCAGGCAUGGAUUUGCAGCAAUGUCCUUCAUUGCAGAAACAUUCAUAUUUCUUUAUGUGGGAAUGGAUGCUCUGGACAUUGAGAAGUGGAAGACGAGUAAAUUAAGUUUUGGGACAUCAAUGGCCAUAUGGAGUACCAUAAUUUUACUUACAUUGCUUGGUCGUGCUGCAUUUGUGUUUCCUCUCUCUGCUUUGUCAAACUACAUGCACAGAAAAGUUGAGAGAGCAUCAUCAAUCUCAUUCAGACACCAGAUAGUGAUUUGGUGGGCUGGGCUUAUGAGAGGUGCCGUCUCAAUUGCUUUGGCAUUCAAACAGUUCACUUACUCUGGUGUGACGUAUGAUCAAAUUAAUGCUGCUAUGGUGACCAGCACAGUCAUUGUUGUGCUCUUCAGUACUCUGGUCUUUGGUUUUCUGACGAAACCACUCAUAACCUUUCUACUUCCCAGCCCUGCGGUUGACAACAAUUGUCGGAAAGAGAAGGACACAACUCUUCCUUUGCUUUGGACACAACAAUUGGCCUCAGGCAACAUCCUUCCUACAGAGGAUAGUUUGUCCGUGUUAAUAGAGCAGCCUGUGCGUACCAUACAUUUCUAUUGGAGGAAGUUUGACAAUACCUACAUGCGACCCAUAUUUGGUGGGCCACUUGGCAACCAAUCCACCUAUUAGAAGGGAAUCCCCAAAGAGGAAUCAAUGCUGCAUGGAUGUAGCAUUCCCGACGACAAUGGUAAUCCAAAUGAACCCAGUUCUCAAAAGUGACCAGAAUAUCUACUAAUUGUACGGGAAAGCAAUGAGAUAUGCACAUGAUAGGACGACGAGCAUUCUAUAAGAUGGAUCGAUGAGUCGGCUAGUGUUUGUGUGUUGGGAGGGGGGGGGGGGGUAAAUUUAUGGGGGACUGCUGAGAUAGACACUGGCUGGAUUUUGAUGAAUAAUUUUGUUGAGAUUAGAUAAUAAAUUGCUUUUGUUUUUUGA
Molecule: messenger RNA, 1971 nt
Organism: Malania oleifera
Lineage: Eukaryota; Viridiplantae; Streptophyta; Magnoliopsida; Santalales; Ximeniaceae
Product: sodium/hydrogen exchanger 4
Exons: 14
Coding region: 103-1668 (521 amino acids)
Biological process (GO): sodium ion transport; proton transmembrane transport; regulation of pH
Cellular component (GO): membrane
Molecular function (GO): sodium:proton antiporter activity
Source: RefSeq, a predicted model, not a curated record